AUGGCGUCGCUCCUGCGACAGCUCGUCGCCGGCCCUCGCGCCAGGCAUCCCGAGGCCGGCCUCGACCUGUGCUAUGUAACCGAUAACAUCAUCGCCACUUCGGGCCCCAGUGGCACAUAUCCCCAGCGCGCCUAUCGCAACCCGCUCGACUCCCUCGUCAAGUUUCUCGACUCCAAGCAUGGCGACGACUGGGCCAUAUGGGAGUUCCGUGCAGAGGGGACAGGCUAUCCAGACUCAGAGGUAUACAAUCGUGUGUACCACUAUCCCUUCCCAGACCACCACCCUCCACCUUUCGCCCUCAUACCCAACAUCAUGGCAAGCAUGCGCAAUUGGCUGCAUGAGAAGAAAGGCCGUGUUGUUGUCGUCCACUGCAAAGCUGGCAAGGGGCGAUCCGGCACAGCAAGUUGCAGUUAUCUCAUCAGCGAAGAAGGGUGGCCAAUGCAAAAGGCGCUCGACCGCUUCACCGAGAGGCGCAUGCGCCCCAACAUGGGCAAGGGUGUCAGCAUACCCAGCCAACUGCGCUGGAUAGGCUACGUCGACCGCUGGACCAAGCACGGCAAGAUCUACGUCGAGCGCCAGGUGGAGGUUCUCGAAGUGCACUGCUGGGGACUCAGGGACGGAGUCAAGAUCCAGAUAGAGGGCUUCGUCGAGGACGGCAAACUCAUCAAGAAUUUUCAUACCUUCACCCGAGAUGAGCGCGAGAUUGUGCGCGGCGAAGUCAAGACCACGGGCAUGGCACAGGCCGUCCAAGAGGUCAUGUAUAAGAACGGCUUCGGCCCUUCAAAGACAAACGAAGGAUCCAAGAACAGCAGCACAUUGUCUUUAGAACAGCAAACCAACACUGAUGGCACUGCCGCUGAGCGAAAGACAUCAAGCGAGAGUCUCCCCCUAGGCACAGGCGACGUCGUCUUUCGUCCUUCGAAGCGUGUAGUCCUUCCCACCAACGAUAUCAACAUCGAUGUCGAGCGCCGCAACAAGGCCGCCUUUGACCUCACCAUGGUCACGGCUGUCGCUCACGUUUGGUUCAACACGUACUUUGAGGGCAAUGGCCCGGAGCAGAAGGGUAACGCAGACGAAUCCGGCAUGUUCGAGAUUUCAUGGGAUGCCAUGGACGGCAUAAAAGGCUCGUCUCGGAAAGGUACCCAGGCUUUUGAACGGAUAGCCGUGGUAUGGCGUGCGCUGUCCGCCGAUGAAGGCCGACCUGGUGUAUUGAUCACAGAACCAAAAGAAGGAGAGCCUGUGCGACAGGUGCAACCUGCGGAUUGGAGAGGCACGCACGGCGUGGAGCCGUCCGAAGGCAAAGACCUUGGUGUCCGCAGAGCAAGUCCGACCAACACUCAAUCCGACAUUAGCCGCGCAAACAGCGUCAGAAGCGAAAACAAAAAGAACACGACCGUUGUCAGCGCUCCUGGUCGCAGAGACAGCGAAGACAGCGAUACCAAGGAUGUGCGCUCUCACGGUCCCAAUGGCGAGAGUGUUCUGCCAGAGCCCAGCGACUCCACGGUAUCCGCCAAAGCAGCAGAGAGCGGGCCAGCGACAGCAUCUACAGAUGCCACACUGCCGAGCCAAAUUCAAAGUAGCAGCGGCAACACCACAGCGAGCAAGUCGGAGCCUCUAGACCAAGGCAGUGGGUCGCAUCACACGGGUCUUGUUGACGAGGUGGCAAAGGACAUCAAGCACCACAUUUCUGGCGCAGUCUCGACUGGCGAGCUGCCCGAUGGCAAGCCCGAGAGCGAGAUGAAGGAUGCGAAAGAGCAUGGCUUAGGGCACUUGGCCUUUGGAAAGAAGAAGACGAGUUCGUGA
Messenger RNA from Bipolaris oryzae ATCC 44560, 1803 nucleotides. RefSeq lists its product as uncharacterized. NCBI's taxonomy places the organism in Eukaryota, Fungi, Ascomycota, Dothideomycetes, Pleosporales, Pleosporaceae. Gene Ontology annotation, biological process: cell motility; phosphatidylinositol dephosphorylation; negative regulation of cell population proliferation. The transcript is spliced from 3 exons. The record is from RefSeq and is a predicted model, not a curated record. Gene Ontology annotation, cellular component: nucleus; plasma membrane; cytosol. Gene Ontology annotation, molecular function: protein tyrosine/serine/threonine phosphatase activity; phosphatidylinositol-3,4,5-trisphosphate 3-phosphatase activity; protein tyrosine phosphatase activity. Bases 1 to 1803 code for a protein of 600 amino acids.